Messenger RNA from Fulvia fulva, 735 nucleotides. RefSeq lists its product as uncharacterized. The record is from RefSeq and is a predicted model, not a curated record. Bases 1 to 735 code for a protein of 244 amino acids. The transcript has a single exon. NCBI's taxonomy places the organism in Eukaryota, Fungi, Ascomycota, Dothideomycetes, Mycosphaerellales, Mycosphaerellaceae.
AUGCCAGACCGCACUGCUGGAUACCAAGGCUCUAUCACCAUGGACACCUCCAGCUUCGCGAAGCUAUCGGGCGAACUGCGUAACCGCAUCUACGAGUAUGCCUUGCAAGAAGGCAGCGAAAAGCAAGAAUCAAUCGAUCUUGAGCAAGGCUGGUUCGACUGCCCCUUCCAUCGAUGUAGAGUCAUGAACGAAGCACGAACGGGUUUCGCCCACCCACUAGAGCCACUGCGGGUUACCGGUCUCCCCUUUACAUCGAAAGCCAUACGAAAGGAAUCAUUACGAUUAUAUUACCACCUCAACAGCUUCUACUGUGAGACAGACUACCUCAAUAGCAAGCACAAAGAUCGCAUUAUGGAGCGUCUGAUGGAGUGGGUGCAGCGCAUCGGGCUGGAGCAAGCGAGAGAGAUCCGGGAUGUCACGGUCAGCCUUUCAUCGUUGAAGGGUGGUUCGACAAUACCCCUGGUGAUCGACUGGAAUCACAUGAAAAUGAUCCGAACUCUCUUCUCGCCGCAAGGGAGGGUCAAGAUACGAUUCUACCUUGAUGGUAACGGUUCGGCAACCUUCGUUCUUGGCUCGAAGGAGGACAUGCUCGAGCAGUUGGACAGAAUGGCCCAAGGCUGGGCAUUGCUCUGGCGUAGAUCGCGAAAGUACGAUGAGUGGGAAGCCCGGGCAGUCGCUGAACGGUACAAGCAGGAGGUCGCUGAGCUGUUUAAAGAUAUGCCAGAGGUGAUCUAG